This is a messenger RNA of Theileria orientalis strain Shintoku, 516 nucleotides long. RefSeq lists its product as uncharacterized. Bases 1 to 516 code for a protein of 171 amino acids. Lineage: Eukaryota; Apicomplexa; Aconoidasida; Piroplasmida; Theileriidae. Gene Ontology annotation, biological process: autophagy of mitochondrion; mitochondrial fission; peroxisome fission. The record is from RefSeq and is a predicted model, not a curated record. Gene Ontology annotation, molecular function: protein binding. The transcript is spliced from 5 exons. Gene Ontology annotation, cellular component: peroxisomal membrane; mitochondrial outer membrane.
AUGUCCGAACUUGAGGAUAUAAACCAUGAAAUUGCAAGACUAAGACAAGAAUAUGAAUCUCACUUAAAUAACAACACUCCUUCGGCCAGGGUGCAGUAUGAGUACGCUUGUAUGCUCAUGUGCUCUCCCAAGUCCUCCGAUAUUUCCACCGCCAUCGACUUGUUCGAUGAGUUGAUAAGGAUACAAUACCAAAGCGUAAACUGUAUGUAUCAACUGGCUAUGUGUUACAUAAAGAAGAAGAAGUAUGGGAAGGCAAGGAAGUACUUGGAGCUGAUUCUAAGAGUCGUAUGUCGCUCCCUUUUAAUUGAAUUGCUUAGGAUCCUAGAAAUCAGAUGGCUUUGUCCCUUAAGAGCGUUCUUUAUGUCUUACUUUCAGAGGGCGAUGUUCGGAACCAUCUUUGCCAUAAUGACUGGUUUGUUUUUAGGCUUUAACGCCCUUCAGGAUUCUGCGUGUUCUCUAUGUAUAAGCUUUGGAGGAGAUAAUUCGUCGAUACAUGGAGCAUAUGUGUUUAUUUAA